Molecule: messenger RNA, 3015 nt
Organism: Neopsephotus bourkii (Bourke's parrot)
Lineage: Eukaryota; Metazoa; Chordata; Aves; Psittaciformes; Psittacidae
Gene: ERN2
Product: endoplasmic reticulum to nucleus signaling 2
Exons: 22
Coding region: 66-2975 (969 amino acids)
Biological process (GO): intrinsic apoptotic signaling pathway in response to endoplasmic reticulum stress; mRNA processing; IRE1-mediated unfolded protein response
Cellular component (GO): IRE1-TRAF2-ASK1 complex
Molecular function (GO): ATP binding; protein serine/threonine kinase activity; RNA endonuclease activity
Source: RefSeq, a predicted model, not a curated record
CCCGCCCCGGCCCCGCUGACUCACGACGCAGCGAUAAGCGCGGCCCGGCCCGGCCCUGCGCGCCGAUGCCCCGGGAUGUCCGGUACGAGCGGGCCAUGGGCGGCCCCGCCGCGCCGCUGCCCCGCGGGCUCCCGCUGCCGCUGCCGCUGCUGCCGCUGCUGCUGCUGCUGCUCCCGGCGCAGUGCCUCAAGGGCGGUGCUGUGACUGUCCCAGAGACGCUGCUCUUCAUAUCCACUCUGGAUGGAAACCUCCACGCAGUGAGUAAGAGCACAGGGGACAUCAAGUGGACCCUCAAGGAUGAUCCCAUUCUGCAGGUGCCGGUCUAUGUGGCAGAACCAGCGUUCCUCCCAGACCCCAAUGACGGCAGCCUGUACAUCCUGGGAGGGAAGAACAAGGAAGGCUUGAUGAAGCUCCCGUUCACCAUCCCAGAGCUGGUGCAGUCCUCGCCGUGCCGCAGUUCGGAUGGCGUGCUAUACACCGGGAAGAAGCAGGACACGUGGGUCAUCGUGGACCCCAAGUCAGGGGAGAAGCAGACCACGCUCUCAACAGAGGCCUGGGAUGGUCUGUGUCCAUCCAGUCCCCUGCUCUACAUUGGCCGGACCCAGUACAUCAUCACCAUGUACGACACCAAGUCACGGGAGCUGCGCUGGAACGCCACCUUCUCCGAGUACUCAGCACCGCUCUGCGAGGAGCGGCACCACUACAAGAUGGCUCACUUCGCAUCCAGCGGGGACGGGCUGGUGGUGACGCUGGACAAGGAGAGCGGGGAGAUGCUGUGGGCACAGAACUACGGCUCGCCCGUGGUCGGCAUCUACGUGUGGCACCAGGACAGCCUGUGCCGCGUCCCCCACCUCAACCUGGCCAUGGAGACCCUGCGCUACCUCACCUUCCACUCACAGGACAUCCACGUCCGCAAGUGGAGCCACCAGUCCCUGAAGGACUUCACCAGCACCAAGACCCAGCUGCUGCCAGCGCUGUACGUGGGGAAGCACGCAGCCAGCUUCUAUGCCCUGACCUCCCUGGUCCACAGCAGCGUGGCGCUGGUGCCGCAGGGCAUCACGCUGGCCAGGAUUGACGGCCCCACCACGGAGGAGGUGACCAUGAGGGAGUCGGGGGAGUGCGAGAUCACGCCCAGCACCGACGUCAAGUACCCGCAGGGCAGCAUCACCGCGCUCCGCAACCAGUGGCUCCUCAUAGGGCACCAUGAGCUGCCCCCCGUGGUGCACACCACGAUGCUGCGGGCGUUCCCAGAGAACCUGCGGAAGACGACAGAAACCAUCAUCCCCAGGGCCCCGGCUGCCAGGACCCUCUUCGAUGAUUUCCUGGCCCCAAGCAGUGUGGAGGAGCCGGCCAUCCGCAGCGAGGAGCAGCUCCCAUCAGAUCCUGCACCAGGGGAGCAGAUGGAGGUGUACCCUGAUCCCAGUGAAUGGGACCUGGUGAUGGCUGCUGUGGGCACGGCUCUGCUGGGCGGGGGGGUCCUGCUCCUCCUGCUUACGAGGCUGCAGAGGCAGCACGUGGAGCAGCAGCAGCAGCUGGAGAAGCAGAUUCAGCUCCUGCAGCAGCAGCAGGAGAUGCUGCUCCCCGGCUGGGCCUCCAGGGAGGCUGCUGCCGCUGCGGAGCCGGGGCUGAGCCAGGGCAGCGCAUCCCAGCACUCGCAGGGCUCCUCAGCCCACCAGAAGGACCUGGCUAACGGCACAGCCAGCCCGGAUCCCGCUGCCCCGGUGGCUGCUGAAGAUGCAGACCCAGACAUGGUUGUAGUUGGGAAAGUUUCCUUUAACCCCAAGGAUGUGCUGGGCCAUGGAGCUGGAGGAACCUUUGUCUUCAGGGGACGGUUCGAGGGCCGGAACGUGGCCGUGAAGCGCCUCCUGCCCGAGUGCUUCCACCUCGUGGACCGCGAGGUCCGGCUGCUCCGGGAGUCCGACGAGCACCCGCACGUCGUGCGCUACUUCUGCACCGAGAGGGACAAGCAGUUCCACUACAUCGCCAUCGAGCUCUGCUCCGCCACGCUGCAGGAGUACGUGGAAAGCCCCAGCUUCGACCGCCGUGGCCUGGACCCGGUGUCUCUGCUGCACCAGACCAUGUCAGGGCUGGCUCAUCUCCACUCCCUCAGCAUCGCCCAUCGUGACCUGAAGCCCUGUAACAUCCUCAUCUCUGUCCCAAACCCCCACGGGCAGAUCCGAGCCGUCAUCUCCGACUUCGGCCUCUGCAAGAAGCUGCAGGGGGGCCGACAGAGCUUCAGCCUCCGCUCCGGCAUCCCUGGCACCGAGGGCUGGAUCGCGCCCGAGGUGCUGCAGGAGGCUCCAAAGGAGAACCCGACAUGUGCUGUGGACAUCUUCUCAGCCGGCUGCAUCUUCUACUACGUGUUGUCAGGGGGACAGCACCCGUUUGGGGACAGCUUGCGGCGACAGGCCAACAUCUUGUCGGGCGCUUACCAGCUGAGCUGCCUGGAGGAAGAAACUCAUGACAAGCUGGUUGCGAGAGACCUGAUUGUGGCAAUGAUCAGCCCUGAGCCCCAGCACCGACCCUCGGCCCCCGUGGUCCUUGUGCAUCCCUUCUUCUGGAGUCAGGAGAAGCAGCUGCAGUUCUUCCAGGACGUCAGCGACCGCAUCGAGAAGGAGCCCGCUGAGGGCCUCAUUGCCUCUGCCCUGGAAGCGGGCGCGCGGGCGGUGGUGAGGACCAACUGGAGGAUGCACAUCUCCCUGCCGCUGCAGACCGACCUGAGGAAGUUCCGCACCUACAAGGGGACCUCGGUGCGAGACCUGCUGCGGGCCAUGAGGAACAAGAAGCACCACUACCACGAGCUGCCGGCCGAGGUCCGCGCCGCGCUGGGCUCCGUCCCCGAUGCCUUUGUGCACUACUUCACCUCCCGCUUCCCCCGGCUGCUGCUGCACACACACGGGGCCAUGAGGGGCUGCGCCCACGAGCGCCUCUUCCACUCCUACUACUGCCAGGGGCCGGCAGGCGAUGCAAAGUGAGCAGGAUGCACACUGGGACCACGCCAGGCUCCACAGCCAG